GACAAAUGCCAGGAAAAGGAAACUGUUGAGAAACCGAAACUACUGGGGAAAGGGAGGGCUGACUGAGAACCAUCCCAGUAACCCGACCACCGCUGGUCUUCGCUGGACACCAUGAACCACACUGUCCAAACCUUCUCUCCUGUCAACAGCGGCCAGCUCCCCAACUAUGAGAUGCUCAAGGAGGAGCACGAGGUGGCUGUGCUGGGGGCGCCCCACAACCCUGCUCCCCCGACAUCCACCGUGAUCCACAUCCGCAGCGAGACCUCCGUGCCGGACCAUGUUGUCUGGUCCCUGUUCAACACCCUCUUCAUGAACCCCUGCUGCCUGGGCUUCAUAGCAUUCGCCUACUCCGUGAAGUCUAGGGACAGGAAGAUGGUUGGCGACAUGACCGGGGCCCAGGCGUAUGCCUCCACCGCCAAGUGCCUGAACAUCUGGGCCCUGAUUCUGGGCAUCCUCAUGACCAUUCUGCUCAUCGUCAUCCCAGUGUUGAUCUUCCAGGCCUAUCAAUAGAUCAGGAGGCAUCAUUGAGGCCAGGAGCUCUGCCCAUGACCUGUAUCCCACGUACUCCACCUUCCAUUCCUCGCCCUGCCCCCCGGGCCGAGUCCUGUAUCAGCCCUUUAUCCUCACACACUUUUCUACAAUGGCAUUCAAUAAAGUGCACGUGUUUCUGGU
This is a messenger RNA of Pongo pygmaeus (Bornean orangutan), 672 nucleotides long. Its product is annotated as interferon-induced transmembrane protein 3. Bases 112 to 510 code for a protein of 132 amino acids. Gene Ontology annotation, biological process: response to type II interferon; response to interferon-alpha; response to interferon-beta. Lineage: Eukaryota; Metazoa; Chordata; Mammalia; Primates; Hominidae. The record is from RefSeq and is a predicted model, not a curated record. The transcript has 2 exons. Gene Ontology annotation, cellular component: plasma membrane.